UAGUGCAGGCUGUGCGCGAUGUCCGUGUUUGUUGAACAUUGUGCGCGAAGUGUGUAGAGGUUAAAUUUUCGGAAAGUAUGAACAUUGCGUUCUGUCGCCUGCUAAAAUGAAUCGCAUUGAGUACAGCUUGAAGUGCCCAUCAUGUUCUCAGCAGUAUUCAAACAAAGAGUAUCGCGGCAGUCGCACGCCGAGAAUUCUCCAGUGUGGUCACACCUGCUGUGAAGUUUGCAUUAAAAGCCGUUCAGCUCAGACUGGUGUCUGUGUCUGCCCUGUGUGCAAGGCCUCGCAGCCUGUUCCAGAUCCCAACAGAAUCAAGGACCUUUUGGUGGAUUCUUACAUACUGGGGAGCCAAUUACAGUUCGGAAAGGAAUUGCCAGAUUGGUUUAAAUACAAAAAUGGGGAGGCAUUUUACACUGUUGCAAAGCCCGCUUCAUCCAGUAAGGAGGAAUCCAGGAAAGUUCCAUGUGAUGAAUGUGGGGAGCAGUCGGCAUCUUGCAGAUGUGACACUUGUCCCUCAAACUAUUGCAAAAUAUGCUUUGAGCAGGUCCACCGAAUUGGUAAAACAAUGCGGCGCCACAAGCCCCAGCCUUUGCCGAGAAACUCAGUCCCCUCCCCUCAGGACAUGCUCUGUGAGGAACAUCAACGUACGCUGGAAUUCUACUGCCAGGAGGACAAUGUACUCAUCUGUAGCUUCUGCGUUGUGAUGGGAGGGCAUAGGCCACACACCGUUGUGGCAGUCGCUGAUCAGAACAAAGCGGCCAUGGAAGAAAUAAAACCCGCUUUGGAGGAAGGACUUCGAUCCUUUCAGGGGCUCAAGAAGACAGAAAAGAAACUGGAAAAAAUACGCUUUGGCAUCGAUUCUUAUUUCCAAAUGGCAGCAGACAAUGUCAUGACCCACUUUCACCAUCUUCACGGGUUGUUGCAGCUUCGGUGCUGGCAGCUCCUUGAGGAAAUCAAGAAGGCUAAUGCAGAGUAUGCGAGGGACUUGCAAGAACAGGGCAAGGAUAUAUCGUCCUCAUUACAGGAAUUUUUGCGUCUUCAAAAAGAAGCAACGAGCCUCCUCUCAUCCUCAACGCCUGGCAAUGCAGCAUUCGUAUUGGAGAAGCUGAAGCGUUACAAGGACAUGCCUUGCUUCCUCACAAGCGACCCCAAGUCAUACCGCCCUAUCGAACAGAUGCAAUUUGAUCCUGCUCUGCCAGGUGCUCUGAAGUGUUACGGUGAUGUACAGUUUGCCAUGCUUGAGAAGCUAAAUAUAGUGCCACUGCGAGACCUACCCGAAGAUUACAUUGCUGGUGAGGGGGACGAUACUGAUACGGAGUCAUCUUCCUCGUAUUACGAAAAUAAUACUACUGAGGAUAGCUCUCAAGUGUCGGCGAGCCAGACCAGCGAAGACAACGGCCAUGUUGCAGAAAGUCAUGACACUUUGAACAACAAGAGGGUUGUCGUGUCGCACAUCCGGGAUCCUUGUCACUUUUACGUUCAACUCUGCCACAUGGUUUCCAAACUUCGCAAAAUGCAGAAGGACAUCAAUGACUACUGCGUCAGUCCUGGCUCAAAGCUGAGCUCCUAUGAAGAUGCUAUACAAGUUGGGAGCAUAUAUUUGGCCCAGUUUGGCAUGGACAACAAUUGGUACCGCUGCAGAGUUCUGCGCACUCAGCCCAGCACGGUAGACAUUGUAGAUGCGACAUCUCUACAGCAAGGAAAAAAUCUGGUGGAAGUAUUCUACUACGAUUAUGGCAAUUCCGAGGCGAUCCCUCCUACACGGCUGAGGCUCAUGCAGCCGGAGUUCAAGGCCCUCCCACCCAUGGCUAUAAAGUGUUCACUUUACAACCUGGUUCCCUCUCAGGGGGAGAGGACAUGGCGGAAGAGUGCCAUAGGGAUGUUUGCAAGGCUCACAGUUAACAAGAAUCUCAUUCUCAAGGAGGUGGAACGGCUGCCAGAGACCCUCUUUGUGGACCUCAUGGACGCAGAUUAUGAUGACUGGACUUCUGUAUCGGAUGCUCUUGUUUUUUCGGAAAUGGCGUCCUACCACCUUCCAGACAAUAGGAGACAAACUCGGCAUUCAUCUGUUCCUCGGCGCCAGUACUAUCCCCCUACUGAGUUUCACGUAGGCCAGGUGCUUAGUGUGCUGGUGUCUGCGGUGAAGAGCCCUCAUGAACUUUACAUUCAAGAGUGUGGCAGCAAUCUAGCCUACUUGGAAAAGAUGUCGACUGAUCUGCAGGUGCACUGUGAGACGAAGAAAAGUGAAGGGGAAUCUAUUUACUUACCUCAAGUUGGUAUGGUAUGCUUGGCCUACAACAGCCGGGAUCAGAGGUGGUACCGUGCACGUGUGCUGGGCCUUCCCGGGGGAACCCGCGUGGAUGUUUGCUUUGUGGACUACGGCAGCCGGGAAACUGUGCGUGCCUCGUGCAUUCGCAGGAUACCCGACCAGUUCAUGAAGCUGCCACCCCAGGCCAUACCCGUGUCCAUGGCCGACGUUCAACCAGUUGAGAAUGAUACCUGGUCAAAAGAGGCAAAGAACAGGCUGACUAAGCUUACCAUCAACCAAGAACUCUGCAUGAAAGUACAUGCCUCGAACCCAGACAGACUCCCGAGUGUGUCUCUUUACAUUCCUGGGAAGAGAGAUAAAGACAUCUGUGUCAACUCUAUCCUCGUGAAAGAAAAGCUAGCAAGCUGCACAGGACCCAUCUCGUUGCUGGUCGACGUUCCAAACGUGAUGCCCCGCAAGGCAGCACCAGAGAAGAUCUCACUUGUGCAUGUGCAGCGCGCCGCAUGCAAGGCAGCAGUGCAGCCCAAAAUGGACCCCCGCCCUGAGCAGCAGCAACAAGGCAGGUCCUCCACGGGACGACUCACAGCGGCCAACGCCCUCCUGGCAGCCGUAGCCAGGCAGUCCACUUCUCCCUGUACGUCACCCAUUCCGCAGCCACUGCCGCAACCGUCGCCCGCACCUAAGGGUCCUGGGGAGGGCUUUACGGCCGUGCUCAUCACUCUGGUCCACUCUCCCGCAUCAUUCUUCGUCCGUCACCGUAGUGACAAGGACAAGUGGAGGAAACUGGUUGCUAAGACGCAGGAAACACUUAGCACGACGUCGGUUCCUGAGGACAAAGAGAUUCAGUGGCAGAGCGACCAGUGGUGUGCAGUGGACCAUAACGGCUUGUGGCACAGGGCAAAGGUGGUCGCAGUUGCGGACAACGUUGAGGUUCAUUUGGUGGACACAGGAGAUGAUGUAACCCUACCAAAGGAAAGUCUAGCGCCCAUUCCGGCUUCUUUAACGGAGCAGCCACCGUUUGCACACAAGUGCCACCUUGCAGAAAUUAUACCAGCUGGUGGAAGUUCCAAUUGGUCGAAAACCUCGAUGGAGUUCUUUGAAGAACUUGUCCACAAGGCAGAUGGCAUGUACAUUCGGAAAAUGGGUGAGGUACUAAACGACUCCCAGCCAGUGGACCUGCUGCUAGAGUAUGUCAAGGCAGCGGAAGCACUGGAACCCAUGAAGAGGACGUACAAAAGUGUUCGGGAAACGCUCAAAGAGCACGGCUAUGCUUUUUUCCCCAAAGCGGCGUCACGAGUGAAGACCCCGAUGAUCUCACCCACAACGGUGACAGUCUCAGCAGCAAAGUGUGCGCCAACAAUGCCUGAUCCUCCUCCACCUGUGUUGUCUGACGUUGAAGCUCAUAAACUUCCUUCCGAAGAAAACCCACUUCAGCUUACAAAUGCAGAGUCUCAGAGUCAAAGAGAAGACCAUGGUAGCUGUGAUCCCAUCAAGACUAGUCCAAUUUCUGCCUCAUCGGACAUAGAAGAAUCUGAUGAACCGGAGGAACGAAGUUCAGCCGAACGUUUCGUGACUGAACAGGACUCUGCCUAUGCUAGCCCGUCCGUUGCAGUGCCGAAAGAACCGUCCUGUACCAGUUCUAGUCAAGGAGAUGCUUCCUCAACCGAAGAGCCUUCGUCCGACGCAACGCUACACAAAUUUUUUGAACCAAGCACAUCAGAGAAGUUUGGCUCUGGUGACGCAGGUGCCGUUGGAAAAGCGGCGGAGCACAAACGUGACGCGGAUGGUGGCAGUGGAGGAGGGGACGAAAGUGGAGAGGAGGAAGAACAAGAAGAUGUGGAGUACUACUCUGAUGAGGAUGCUUUGCCCCUCCUGCUAAGUGAGGAGCCUGUGUUUGAAUGGAAAAAGCGAGAUUUUCCUGACGAGAAGCAAAUGAUGGUGAUGCCCUCGCAUAUCGACGAGAAUGCGGUGAUCUAUGUGGAGAUCCUUGGGGAAGAUAUAGCAAAAUACAAGGACAUGAAAGCAGAACUCAACCGCGUUUAUUCUUCUCAGCCACCACAGCCAGUAAGAACAGUCAGAAGGGGUCAGGCCUGCAUAGCGCGCUAUGCAGCUGACCACAUGUAUUACCGAGCCAAGGUGUUGGGCGUAGGAGAAGCAGGCAUUGAGGUGCAGUUUGUGGAUUACGGUACCAUAGAGUAUGUGAGCCCAGAUGCUGUAUUCACGGAUCUCAUGUUCGAAGACGUCCCUGUGCUCUGCCUCGAGGUGGAACUCUACGGACUAAAGCCGCCAAUUAGAGCGCCUUCCCAAUUCUCAACGACUGGAUCCUGGCCACUGAAGGUUUUGGACACAAUCCAUUUCACCAUAGUAGAACACAAUUGCUCAAUGGUCGUCAAGGAAAGGCCGACGGAGAAUACAAGAGGCAAGGUGCAUUUCUUUCUACCUGACGGUGUGGCACUUCAUGAUUUUCUGUUGGAGACUGGCCUUGCAUGCAAAGAAGAGAGCUGCCAGCCAAGCAAGGAAACCACCAGUUCCAUUAAUGGUGUAACAAGGCAAGGCAGUGCUGAAGACGAGGGGGACGAGGAGUUUCCGUACCAGAUGUUUCGUCCCCCGGAAGAAGGAAUAUUUCCCGUGGUUGUGUCCAACAUCCUGAGCUUCAACACCGUGUGCAUCCAGCUCGAUAAGAAUGCCAAUCCGAGCACACCAGAAGAGAAGCUUGUCAACGCAAUGCUUGAUUCAUUCCUGGCCAUGAUGAAGGUGCUACCAGACGUUGCGCCCGAUUUCGAGCCUCUCACCGCUCCCACUGUGGGCAUGGCUUGCUGCUGCCAAUACAGCUAUGAUCACAGUUGGUACAGAGCCCUUGUGAGAAAUGUCGGUCAAGAUGAGGUCACUGUGCUCUACGUCGACUACGGCAACUCGGAGUCUGUUCCCUUUUCUAGCUUGCGCAUUCUGCCGGACGAGUACAUGGACAUUCCAAUGCAAGCAGUGGUAUGCACACUGCACGGUGUCACUCCUGUGGCUGACACACAGGAGGUGAUUGCGGCUAUGGUGGACGUAUUCCGCGAAGAUGGUCAAGAGCAGUUCCUGGCCAGGGUCAAGAACUCUGAAAGUGACGCGGUUGAGAUAGACAUUCUGAACUCCUCUCUGGAGCUUGUGUACCAGCCAGUAGCUGACAUGAACUUGAUCACCAUCAACAGGAACACAUAACAGUGAAUGCAAGCUGCUGUUCCUACCUACUGUUACCUCUUUCCGAACUUCAGCAGGUCAUGGACCAAAAGGAGUCUUGUGUCUAAUAUAUGUGUCUUGUAACUCACACACGUGCUGUAUUCUGUUUUGUGUAAGUGCAGGGUUGUGCAAUGUUCGUAAUUGUUCUGGCUCAAAACUUGUCCAAUGUUGACAAGAACUUUUGCUUAAGGUUGCUCAAUGUGCACUAGCUAUGUCUGUGGAACGUAGGUAUGGCAUAUACUCCAGUAGAUCUUAGUUAUAGUACAAGUAUUAUUUACUCGGUGGCUAGUCAGCUUCCAUUUUGCAGUGCAUUCUCUGAUUACAAUCGAUUUAACUACUGUGAUUUUUUUUCUUGAUGCAGUGCAUAGUAUUGUGUGCAUAUGCCUGCAUAGCUUUGCAAAUAUCAUACAGUGUCAAAUAAAGCUUCAUUACACUGUUUCUUUCAAAGCAA
Molecule: messenger RNA, 5942 nt
Organism: Ornithodoros turicata
Lineage: Eukaryota; Metazoa; Arthropoda; Arachnida; Ixodida; Argasidae
Gene: qin
Product: RING finger protein 17-like
Exons: 39
Coding region: 107-5473 (1788 amino acids)
Molecular function (GO): zinc ion binding
Source: RefSeq, a predicted model, not a curated record